This is a messenger RNA of Drosophila willistoni, 1221 nucleotides long. Its product is annotated as gustatory receptor for sugar taste 64b. NCBI's taxonomy places the organism in Eukaryota, Metazoa, Arthropoda, Insecta, Diptera, Drosophilidae. The coding region runs from base 1 to 1221 and encodes 406 amino acids. The record is from RefSeq and is a predicted model, not a curated record. Gene Ontology annotation, cellular component: membrane. The transcript has 6 exons. Gene Ontology annotation, biological process: detection of chemical stimulus involved in sensory perception of taste; sensory perception of sweet taste. Gene Ontology annotation, molecular function: sweet taste receptor activity.
AUGCCGCAGGGUGAAACAUUCUGUAGCGCUGUCUCAAAAGUGCUAUUCAUAUCACAGAUUUUCGCACUGUUGCCAGUGAGCCAUAUACGUUCUCUGAAUGUCGAGGGCAUUGUAUUUAAAUGGUUAAGUCCACAUAUUUUCUAUUCGAUCAUCAUUGCGAUAUUGAAUAUAUGUGAAUUUGGUGCCGUGUUAAAUUUUGUCAGCAAUGUGGCCAUUAAUUUCCAUAACUCGAGCACUCUAUCCUUGUAUAUCGUCUGUUUGCUUGAACACUUCUUCUUCUGGAGAUUGGCCAUUAAAUGGCCAAGGAUAAUGAGAAAAUGGCAUGCUGUGGAGCAAUUAUUUCUAAGCGUACCAUAUCGUUUCUAUGGUGAAUAUAAAAUUAAGAAACGAAUCUAUAUAGUAUUCAGUAUAGUAAUGUCAUCGGCCCUGGUGGAGCACUGCCUGCUGUUGCUCAAUUCGUUUCAUCUCAGCAAUAUGGAGCGUACACAAUGCAAAAUCAAUGUCACCUACUUUGAAAGCGUUUACAAAUGGGAACGUCCUCAUUUGUAUAUGAUUUUACCCUAUCACUUCUGGCUGUUGCCCCUGUUCGAAUGGAUCAACUUGACCAUAGCAUAUCCACGUUCCUUUACCGAUUGCUUUAUAAUGUGCAUUGGCAUCGGCUUGGCAGCCCGAUUCCAUCAGCUGCAUCGUCGGAUUGCUGCAGUUCAUCGCAAGGUGAUGCCAGGCAUAUUCUGGACUGAAGUUCGUGAGCAUUAUUUGGCCUUGAAGCGUUUGGUUCGUCUAUUAGACGGAGCUAUUGCCCCCUUGGUUCUAUUGGCCUUUGGCAAUAAUAUGUCAUUCAUAUGUUUUCAGCUCUUCAAUAGCUUCAAAAAUAUUGGAGUGGAUUUUAUUGUUAUGUUGGCUUUUUGGUAUUCUCUGGUCUUUGCCAUAUUACGCACUAUGCUGACCAUUUUUGUGGCCUCAUCCAUCAAUGAUUUUGAGCGUAAAAUUGUCAUUGCUCUUAGAGAUGUCCCGGCUAAGGCUUGGUCCAUUGAGGUGCAACGUUUCAGUGAGCAAUUGGGUAAUGAUAUGACCGCUUUAUCUGGCAAUGGCUUCUUCUUACUAACACGACAACUAGUCCUGACCAUGGGUACUACCAUUAUAACCUAUGAGCUUAUGAUAUCCGAUGUUAUUAAUCAAGGUGCCAUUAGGCAAAAGACUCAAUACUGCAGAGAAUAUUAA